AUGUCGUCCGUGUCCCCACCCGCCGUGCCUCAGCGCAGCCUCAGCAGACGCGUCGGCAGGCUCUUCUGCUGCGGCUGCUGCAGCGGCGACCCUCUCGCGAUGCAGCGGCUCGAUGCUCAUCUUGAGGAGUCGGCCGCCGCGCCGCAGCGUGGCAGAUCCCGCCGGUCUAGGAAGAAGCUGCCGCUUUCAAAACUGGAGGGCGCGCAGCUGGACGAGGGCGACCCGGCGCCACAGCUCUGGGACGGGUCUGUCCUCUCCGAGGCAGAGGACAAUGGCGAGGGCGACAACGGCGUGCCGGCGAGCGGCGCCGGCUCGUGGGACUUUGGUGUCCCGGACUUUCGUUGGCCGGCUCGGCCGAGCAUCCCCGUGCGGGACGAGAAGUCGGGCGUGAAGAGCUACGUGGACCAGUCCUCUGCCAAGGAGCUCUUCAACGUCACCCUCCGCAAGUUUGUGAUCCCUGUGGUUCGCGGCGGGCUCGACGGCUCCUCCGCUCCUCCCUCUAUUCGUAGGUCGGCCCUGCAG
Emiliania huxleyi CCMP1516 is the source of this 522-nucleotide messenger RNA. RefSeq lists its product as hypothetical. The record is from RefSeq and is a predicted model, not a curated record. The annotation marks the transcript as partial. The transcript has a single exon. Lineage: Eukaryota; Haptophyta; Isochrysidales; Noelaerhabdaceae.